Molecule: messenger RNA, 204 nt
Organism: Geodia barretti
Lineage: Eukaryota; Metazoa; Porifera; Demospongiae; Tetractinellida; Geodiidae
Source: the annotation of a GenBank genome assembly
AGUUUGCUAAAAAGCACGCACAAAUUAUGAUUAAAUAUAGCUGCGGCAUACGCAAGCAUGUGGAGGAUGGUAUAUGUCUGCCAGCAAUGGAUAGAUUCCUCAGUCGCCAUGUGUCGCAUAGAUAGAAUGUAUAUUUAUAGUCACAUAUUUAUUUUGAAUAAUCUAUUUCUAUUUCUACCAUUUCUACUAUUAUUUAUAUUAUUU